Messenger RNA from Anoplopoma fimbria (sablefish), 2014 nucleotides. RefSeq names its product GRB2 related adaptor protein 2a (gene grap2a). The transcript has 8 exons. Gene Ontology annotation, molecular function: protein binding. The record is from RefSeq and is a predicted model, not a curated record. The coding region runs from base 310 to 1179 and encodes 289 amino acids. Lineage: Eukaryota; Metazoa; Chordata; Actinopteri; Perciformes; Anoplopomatidae.
UACUUUACUGAUCCCGCAGAGCGAGCAGAGACACACUCAGCUCACAAAUCACCCGUCUUUACUCGACUCCAUUCAGCUAACAGAGCAAAGAAAACCUCCGUCCCCCAAACCAAGACUUUCAUUUGUUUAUGCAAACUUUUUAUUUUUUGAGCCUUUAAAUAUGAUGCUGUGUUCACACUGCGGAAGGAGACGAGGCCAGCCUUAGAAUAAAACUGCCAUCAAGUUGAACUGGAAAGAAACACUUGUCGUGGACUCUCUGAUCAUCUCUUUGCUGCUUUUCUUCGUUUGCUGAACUCUUCAGUCGUCCCGAUGGAAGCCAAAGGAAAGUUUGAUUUCACUGCAACUGGAGACGACGAGCUCAGCUUCAGAAGGGGCGAUAUACUGAAGAUUCUAAGCCCACAAGAUGACUGGUUUAAAGCAGAGAUGAACGGACUGGAAGGAUUCGUACCACAGAACUACCUCGAGGUGCAGACUCCGAGGUGGUUUCAGGAGAACGCCAGUCGCAGUGCUGCAGAGGAAGUCCUCCGGUGCAAAGGAGUGGGAGCCUUUGUGAUCCGAGGAUGCCAGAGCUCCCCGGGAGACUUCUCCAUCUCUGUCAAGCACGAGAGCGACGUUCAGCACUUCAAAGUGAUGAAAGACAACAAAGGUCAGUACUUCCUGUGGUCUGAGAAGUUCACCUCCCUCAACAAGCUGGUGGAGUUCUACAAGUCCACCUCCAUCUCCAAAACCAGGGAGAUCUACCUCAACGACGGCAGCUCGGACAGCACAAGCCCCUCCGCCGUCCAGUCGGUGAAGAGGGGAAGUUUACCUGAACAACGUAACGCGCCUGCAGCCAUCGUUGCUUCGCCACGCAGAGCUUCAGACCAACCUCACAACCAGCUGGCUAAGAGAGCCGGUCUGGAGGAGCGAGCUCACACCAUCGGUCACACAGGAAGAAGCAGCCCCGUCACAGCCGUUCAUCCUCCGCGUCGCACGUCUGAAACCAUGCCUAACCCUCAGAGGGCGUCCACGCAGCAGGUGAAGGCGGUGUACGACUUCAUCGCCGAGGAGGACGACGAACUCGGCUUCGGCGCCGGUGACAUCAUCGAGCUGUUGGAUCGCUCUGAUGCGUCGUGGUGGAAAGGGCGGCUGCGGGGGAAAAGCGGGCUGUUCCCUGCCAACUACACAGUACUACUGUGAGAGCACACAUUCAACCCCCGAGGCGAUGCACUCUCUCUCUGCCUGAACACAUUCACAGACUCGCUCUGAACAGAAAAGCACUCACUCAUCUAAUCUCUGCACCUCGAGUUCUUGAAGACGCCGGUGCCCAAAGGAAUGAGUCAUUUAGUGUUUGCAGAUAAUAUUCAAGUAUGUAGUGCAGGAAGGAGCAGAAACAGGAACUUAAACUUACUAAAACCUGCUACACGUGGCACCGAAGAACAUUUUAUCAUUUGCAUCACAACCUGUCUGACAGCAAGUUUUUAUUUGCAUCAAUGCUGGUUGACACGUCCUCUGGUGAAUCGACUGUUAAACAAAUGAUUCUGCUCAUGUUGAUAUGUUAUCACGUUUUAUACCACAAAAAGUUUUGUAUGAAAAUUUCAGUAGAUUUCUCAAGAAGACUAAACGCUUGACAUAGACAUGUUACUCCCCCGCAAUAAAAUCAUUGAUGACGAUAACGUAGAAAAGUAGACUCUUAAGUAUUUUCUACUCUGAAGGUUUAUCCCCCUUUGUGGCAUUUUUUGUUCCUAGAUAUUUUGUUGUUUUUUAUUAUUUCUAUGGAACCCUGGAAUUGAUAUAUUAAGGGAUUUCUGUACCUAUUUUAUAAGUCUUGUCUAGCUGUGUGAGGGAAGCUAGAGGCAGCCAAAAUAAAAGCAGAAGUAGCUGCACUAGAGUCUUCGUCCAACUCAGGCGGCAAACUCUGGUUCUGAAAAGAGAAGUGUCUUAAAACCUGCAUCCUCUGGUUGUAUAGAAUUCUAUGAGAAAAUGACUCUACUUCUCUCUUGAUUUAUUCCCUCAGUAAACAUUGUAAACAUGA